Guyanagaster necrorhizus is the source of this 1032-nucleotide messenger RNA. RefSeq lists its product as uncharacterized. Bases 1 to 1032 code for a protein of 343 amino acids. The transcript has 3 exons. Lineage: Eukaryota; Fungi; Basidiomycota; Agaricomycetes; Agaricales; Physalacriaceae. The record is from RefSeq and is a predicted model, not a curated record.
AUGCCCAUCACACUUAAUCCCUCCAACCCAAACUUCACUCACGACUUUGCCGCGGACAUCAUUCGAUUAUCGCCUGGUCUAUCCGUCACUAUCAUGAAUUUCAAUGUAUUCGCCGAAUUCUACGAAAUGCUACACCGGAUCUUCCUCUUCAUAACAUCCCUUCUUCCACUCGACCUUCGAUGUCCCGACAGCCCGACCAGCCAGAGGGAGUCGACUCCGAAGACGUCUCUGGGAGAACGUCUUCGGAACGCCCGAUGGAAGAAGAAGAGGAACAACCCCGUCAGCAUGCAUACCCCCCACGACCACCCCCAGCGGUCAUUCGGGACCCUGGAAACCCAUGGGCAACAGGGUUCCGACGACCUAGGUCCAAUGUCACCGUCCCAUCCCCCCAGCACAGUACCCGAGCACCAAGGACAACAACCUCAGUCUCUGGCACCAGCAUCGGGCACCGUGCCAGAGACUCCCUGGACAGCUCACAGAUGGCUCAUGGGACCAGUACUAGGACACGGGGAUCCCAUCAUACAGCGUCAGCAGCAUGACUGGUGGCAUGCCGCCAUUCAAAUCCAUGUCGACAAUGAGAUCUACAGGGAGAAUGACCUCUUCGGGAGGUAUCUCCGAGCACGAGAGGAAGAGCAGCAAAGGAGAGAGGCUGGAAGUACCGACAGCGGCACCUUGGUCAACACCAGCACUCUCGACUCCCCAUUCCAACAGCCCACCCCUUCCUCCACCAAGUCUGACCCAUGGGUGGGACCCGCUGACAGAGUCAUCUAUAGCGACAAUGUCCCCAGACAAGAAGAGCUCGAUGCCGACGAGCUCGAUGACGGCUGCCCACUAUCAUAUGGAACGGAUACUAUCGCAGACACCGACAGCAUCCCAUAUCAAGGAAACGGAAUAUCGGCGGAUCGGGGAUCGAUUGAAGGGGACAGCCAGCACAUCGACUCCACAGGAGACCUUAAACGGUUUCUUGAUGGACCAGUGGCCGCCCUCUUCCUUCAACCCCGAUUUUACAGGAAUUUCCGUCGAUAUAGCUGA